AUAGUGAUAGUGUCUAGUGCUAGUGAGUGGCAGUGGCAGUCGGUUUUUCAGUGCCGCGUCGAGUGGUUGUCCCUUUCCUACACACCACCUACUAUCAUACACACGUGGCUGCAUUACAGGGUCCAUCAUGGCCACACCUUCCUCUGAUAAAGGAUGCUUCAGAAGACUGAGCGACAAGUUGACAUGUCGCCAAGUACUGAACAUGAUGGUGUUGUUCGGCUUCAUGGUGAACUACAUGUUGCGGGUGAACAUGACCAUCGCCAUAGUAGACAUGGUGGUGCCAUCCAACACCACCAAGGACGGUGUGGAAGUGAUACAUUCAGAGUGUGUGGCUGAAACUCCGAUCAGCAACGUCACCAUAGACUCGGAGCCGCUGUCCACACUCUCCACACCGGUGGAUCAUGGUAUACGGUUCCCGUGGGAUGCCAAACAGCAGAACAUGAUCAUUGGGAGUUUCUUCUGGGGCUACAUCUGUACGGAGCUGCCCGGCGGACGGUUGGCGGAGAUGGUUGGAGCUCGGAGAGUGUUUGGAUACUCCAUGUUGGCCGCUGCUAUCAUCACUCUCAUCACUCCCUUGGCUACCAGAGUCGGCUACGUAGUGGUGGUCAUCUCCAGGGUCCUACUGGGGUUCAUGUUGGGAGCGACUUGGCCGUCUGUACAACCCAUGGCUGCCAAAUGGAUCCCACCCAAUGAGAGAAGCAAGUUUAUCUCCAACAUGAUGGCAUCGUCCCUGGGAGCAGCCAUCACUCUGCCAGUGUGUGGGUUCCUCAUUGCUCACUUUGGCUGGGAGAGUGUGUUCUAUGUGACGGGAGUGAUUGGCGUCAUCUGGGCCAUUGUGUGGUUCCUAGUAGUAUUUGAUCACCCGGCCGAUCAUCCACGCAUCUCGCCUCAGGAGAGACAAUACAUCGAGAGUGCGCUCGGAACUUCCUCUACCUCCACCAGCCACAAGGCUUUGACAGUGCCUUGGAAGAGUAUCAUCACAUCUCCACCAGUGUGGGCAAUCGUCAUCACUCACGGAGCAAGUGUCUUCGGAUACUUUACUGUGGUCAACCAACUGCCUACUUACAUGAAGUAUAUCUUGGCGUUCAACAUUAAAGAGAACGGCCUUCUUUCAAGUCUGCCAUAUUUCGGGAAGUAUGUCAUGGCCAUCACUACCAGUUCAAUUGCUGAUUAUCUGAGGUCUUCUGGAAGACUGUCUACUACUGCAAUCAGAAAACUCUUCACAACAUUCGCUGUAAUGGUGCCGGGUUUGAUGAUGAUUGCACAGGUGUUCCUAGGAUGUGACAGGGUUGGUUCUAUUGUUAUCUUCACAGCAGCUCUCACGGUUAAUGGAGCCGUCACUGCAGGCUACCUUGGAAAUGGACUCGACAUUGCUCCAAACUAUUCAGGAACUAUUUUUGGGAUGGCAAACACCCUGUCUUCCUUUGGAGGUUGGCUCUCUGCGUACAUUGUUGGUCUACUCACUUAUCAAAAUCAAACUUACGCACAAUGGAGGAUUGUGUUCUGGAUCCUGGUUGGUACAUACACUGUCGGGGGUCUUGUGUUUCUGAUAUUUGGAAGCGGAGAUCUGCAGUCGUGGAACACACCUGGCGGGGGGCAAAGUCGGAAACCAGAUGUUGAAAUGCAAAACAUUAAAGAGAAGGAAGCCGUUCCUCUUAGAAGAGACAGUUCUUAAAUGCCAAGAACUCACUGACGAUUUUCUCACCGUGUUCCAUUUCACUAAGCUUACAUUCUCAUAAGUUACGGUAGCUUUAACAUGUACAUGUCUCAUUCAGUUAACGUGUAAGUUUAAAGCUUGAAACAGGCAAUAUUUUUUAUUUGUUUGUAUUUUAGUUGUAAGUUGGAUUUUACUAAGAGACAUUUCGAAUUUGAAUGAAUGAGCACGGAGAUAAUAGAUUGAAUCAUUCCCAUUAGAGUUGUAAAAAGUCUGGUAUUUUGUGUAUACGUUUUAUUCAUAGGUGAAAACGAUUUUGAUCCUUAGAAUUAGAAUUUAGAUUUUGAUCUGUUGUCAAUAUUGGGACCAACAAUAUACACACAAAAUAAAACAAGAAUAAUUGGAAAAUAUUUUCUGCUAUGCUUGAUGGGGUUUUAACAGUCAUAAAAGUAUUCUACUUUUUAACAAGUAAAAAAAAUCAGGAGGAAAUUCUUAGAAUUAAAACAAUUAAAAAAAAAUACCUAAACUACUUUGCCAAACUGCAAAGAAGGCUAUGUUAAGGCUGUUAAUUAAUCAAGCAGGCGUUGUUAUGUUACUAAUUUGGAUCAAUUAUAUUUAGAAACAAAAUGUUGCCAAUUCUUGUUAUAAAAACACCUUGACAAAUUUAAAACUGCAAUUAAUGAUAGAGAUUGUAGAAUAAUACUCCAUUGUAGUGUGUUAUUAACGCUUAGAAUAAAAAAAUGUUGUAAAAUUGUAUAAAUACAAGAAAAUAUUUUUUUAUUGGCUGUUACCUUAGAAUUUAGAUACACCAUAUUAUGUAGAGAAAUAGACAUUCUAAUAAUUAUAAGUUGUAUCCACUCCUAGAAUGAAAAUUAACUUGGCUCAACAAGUCUGUGACAGAGUUGGUCAUAGAUUACAGGAAAUAUAUCUCCACCAUACAAAAAAACCUACUGUAAAGCAUAGCAUGUUCCCAUCUACUGUUGUUCAUUUUAUUAUUAUUGUUCAUAUCAACCAGUUUUCAUACUGUUUAGUUUUAUUACUAUAAAAGUAUGAACAAAAAAAGAGAAAAUAGACAAAAAUUGUAGCACACUCUAUGAAAGACUCAUUUAACUACUUUCUUGUUGAGUAAAUACAGGCUACAAUUGGUCAAUAAAGAUGGGAUGUCUACUUCAUAUUCGUAAGCCAACCCCUAACAAAAAUUUUACAUUAUGACAAUGUUAAUAAAUGAUCAAAUACAUGAAUGAUUAAGUAAUGGUAACUAUACUAAACUAGUGCUAUACAAGUUCAAAAUAAGAUGUACUACUAUUAAAGUAUCACAACUAACUGUAAGGACUAUCAGAAAUUUAAAUUUCUAGUAAAAAUUUAGGUAGUAAAUAUUUUUGAAAUUUGUAUUUAUUGUUUGUAUUUUUUUGCUAUUUUUAAGAGUUGUAUAUAUGUAUUGUAUUAUAUUUUUAUUCAUAAAACUUGUUUGAAGGAAUAAUAUACUUAAGAAAGAGAUGAACUAUUAUGGAAAUGUUAUAUUUUCUGAUAUUAAAAGAUGUUGCAUUUUCUUAACAUA
Macrosteles quadrilineatus (aster leafhopper) is the source of this 3212-nucleotide messenger RNA. RefSeq names its product sialin-like. Lineage: Eukaryota; Metazoa; Arthropoda; Insecta; Hemiptera; Cicadellidae. Gene Ontology annotation, biological process: transmembrane transport; monoatomic anion transport. The coding region runs from base 128 to 1675 and encodes 515 amino acids. Gene Ontology annotation, cellular component: plasma membrane. Gene Ontology annotation, molecular function: transmembrane transporter activity. The record is from RefSeq and is a predicted model, not a curated record. The transcript is spliced from 11 exons.